CCAAGCUGUCCGAGGCAGGACCGGGAGGUGGAAAGCCUGGCUAUUUCAGAGGAGCAGGAGCUAGUCCAAGCAGGAGAGUUUGAGGAAAAGAUGCCCAUGGCCCAGAAGGAGGCAUGAGGGCGCAUUCUGAAUUCAUUCAUGACUCUUUCUGGUUCUCUUUUUAGGUGCAGAUCUGAGACGGAGCCCCUGAAGAGUACCCCUCAGUCUCUCAAGCUGGAAUCCCCACCCAAGAUGGACAGAAUGAGCCAGGGCUCUGUGAAGUUGUCCUCGGGCAAUCCAAUAGUAGGGAAGGACAUCCUUCCACAGCAGGAAGUUCAGCAGGGGCCUGACAGCCCCAGAGAAGACAGGCCUAUGGGGCUGAAUUCUGGAGCCCUGCCUGCUGGAGCCCUUUCUGCUGCAGCAGACUCAGACUCACAGAUUCCUCCAACAGAGGAUCCUCCAGGGUGUGACAGAGUUCCUGCUGGGAUGAGAGGAGACCCCACCCAUGAGAUUGCCGAGCCACUCCAGUCUCCCAUCCUCUGGCACUGCCCUGAUGGUAGCUUUGUCAAGAGGAUCAUGGUCCAGGGCCAGGGCUUGGACAAACCCAAGGGGGGCUCCCAAUGCCAGGUUCUAGUAUCUGGGCUUCCCCCUGGAGUGGGUCUGCCCGAAGGCUGGACACAACUAACUAUGGGAUCAGGGCCAUGGAGAGACAGUCCCUGGGGAGAGGUAUUGGAGAAAUGCCUGGAAACCAUGUGUUCGGGUGAACAGGCAGAACUCUUGCUCCCUGGUGGAGCUGAGCCCCCUGCCUUGAUCACCCUGGCCUCUUUCACCCUGGGCAAGGACUCUUGGGAGUUGUCAGUCAGGGAGAAAGAAGAGCUAGCUUCAGAGGAGCGGGCUCGGGGCACAGAAUUGUUCAGAGCCGGGAACCCUGAGGCAGCUGCUAGGUGCUAUGGCCGAGCUCUUCGGCUGCUGCUGACUCUUCCCCCACCUGGCCCUCCAGACCGAACCAUCCUUCAUGCCAAUCUAGCUGCCUGCCAGCUGCAGCUCGGGCUGCCCACCUUGGCAGCUCAGAGCUGUGACCGAGUACUAGAACGGGACCCAAGACACGUGAAGGCACUGUACAGAAGGGGAGUGGCCCGGGCCGCCUUUGGGGAACUGGAUGGAGCUGCUGCUGACCUACGGAGGGUGUUGGAGGUGGAACCAGGAAACCGGGCUGCCAGAGAGGAGCUGGGGAGGGUGGUGAUCAGGGGGAGAGAACAGGAUGCAGGGCUGGCUCGGGGCCUUCGAAAGAUGUUUGGCUAAUUAAAAAUCA
Molecule: messenger RNA, 1291 nt
Organism: Trichosurus vulpecula (common brushtail)
Lineage: Eukaryota; Metazoa; Chordata; Mammalia; Diprotodontia; Phalangeridae
Gene: FKBPL
Product: FKBP prolyl isomerase like
Exons: 1
Coding region: 139-1281 (380 amino acids)
Molecular function (GO): protein binding
Source: RefSeq, a predicted model, not a curated record